Naegleria lovaniensis is the source of this 504-nucleotide messenger RNA. RefSeq lists its product as uncharacterized. The record is from RefSeq and is a predicted model, not a curated record. Bases 1 to 504 code for a protein of 167 amino acids. The transcript has a single exon. Gene Ontology annotation, cellular component: nucleus. Gene Ontology annotation, biological process: protein dephosphorylation. NCBI's taxonomy places the organism in Eukaryota, Heterolobosea, Eutetramitea, Acrasida, Naegleriidae. Gene Ontology annotation, molecular function: protein tyrosine/serine/threonine phosphatase activity.
AUGGCAGUUACUCUCACCAACGCUCCAUCAUUGAUUGAAUCUUGUGGUAUCAGAUUUCUCAUCAGCGAUGCUCCAAGUGAUACCAAUAUUCAUCUCUAUAUCAAGGAAUUCAAACAACACAACGUAACCCAUUGUGUCCGAGUUUGUCAAGCAACCUAUGAUAAGGAAAUUGUUGAACGAGCAGGAAUCAAGUUCUUUGACUGGCCAUUCGAUGAUGGUUCUUCACCACCAAAGAAUGUCAUUCAAGAUUGGUUGGAUUUAGUGGAUAAAGUAUUUCCACCAAACUCGGAUCUUUCGGAUGCUCCUUGUAUUGCUGUACAUUGUGUCGCUGGACUUGGAAGAGCUCCAAUUUUGGUUGCAUUGGCUUUAAUUAAACGAUGCAACAUGACGGGAUUGGAGGCUGUUCAAUUCCUUCGAAAGAAGAGAAGAGGAGCUAUUAACAAGAACCAGCUAGAUUUUAUUGACAAGUUUUACAAGCAAAAGAAGGGUUGCAUCAUCUGUUGA